CGGACUCCCACCCCCCCCAGUCCAGUUGCCUCAUGCCGCACCCAUCCGGACGUCAUCCUCCAACCCAGUCACUCAGUCCUUCUCAGGAUCAUCACUCUGCUGGAGAUCUACCUUUCUUGACACUACUGCACCACAUCUACUAGUACCACUUCCGCACUGCUCCUCAAUUUGGCCGUCUGCUCUUCAUCAUUGCUUCCAGCCUUCCCUUCUUUCUUUCCCCAAUCUCACUUUUACAAGUUCUCUUUCUGCAUCACGCAUUCAAGACAGAAGAAUCUAACAAUUCAUUCUGUCCAGACUGUGCAGUUAACACUCUCCUACCCCUCCACGCACCUAACUCGGAGCUUCUACCUCGGUCUCCGACGACAAAACCUCUUCUGUACCCGUUUCUGAGCACCAGCUCUCUCCCUCAAGAUGCAUCGCACAUAUUCCAUGCGCCAGUCGCGCGCCCCAACAGCGUCACAGCUUGAGAACCCUCCCCCGCCAUCUUCCUCCACUAAAGGCGGUCGGUUCUUUGGCAAAAGCAACUUUGGCCAUGCCUGGCGGAAGGGCACGGCAGGGGCCUUUGGCCCUGACCUAGCCAAGAAGCUCUCGCAGCUUGUUAAGAUGGAAAAGAAUGUCAUGCGCAGCAUGGAACUCGUCGGCCGCGAGAGAAUGGAAGUUGCACAACAACUCUCCAUCUGGGGUGAAGGCACAGACGAGGAUGUCAGUGACGUGACCGACAAGCUCGGUGUCCUGAUCUACGAGAUUGGUGAACUGGAAGACCAAUUCGUCGACCGCUACGAUCAAUACCGUGUCACCAUCAAGUCGAUCCGCAACAUUGAAGCUUCAGUUCAGCCAUCGCGAGACCGCAAGCAGAAGAUCACCGACCAAAUCGCCCAGCUGAAGUACAAGGAACCCAACAGCCCGCGAAUUGUGGUGCUGGAGCAAGAGCUUGUCCGGGCUGAAGCAGAGUCCUUGGUUGCUGAGGCCCAGCUCUCUAACAUUACGCGCGAGAAGCUCAAGGCGGCCUUUACCUACCAAUUUGAUGCCAUCCGCGAACACUCGGAGAAGGUUGCCAUUAUUGCUGGCUACGGCAAACACUUGUUGGAGCUCAUUGACGACACCCCGGUCACUCCCGGCGAGACCCGCAACGCUUAUGAUGGAUAUGAAGCAUCCAAGGCUAUCAUCCAGGAUUGCGAAGAUGCUCUGACCAACUGGGUGUCCUCCAACGCGGUGGUCAAAUCCUCCCUCUCGGUCCGGGCGCGCUCUUUGAGCCAACGAAGAAAGAAGAACGCCCAAUCGGAGGGCGUGGAUCUCGCCGGACAAGACCAGCCUCUGAAGAAUGACCGGGACGGUUGGGUUCCCGCAGGCCAACAUGGCGAAUACGAGCAGGAAGGCAGUGAGGAGGAGGAAGAGGAGGAGGAGACUCCCGUUGGAACCAAUGGACAACACGCCGUACCUGCUUAGAGCGCAACAUCGACGCAUUCGGGACGCCUCGCAUUCACCCCUUGACUCGAGCGUGCACGAGAAAAAGCAGCGGGAAGCUCUUGCAGAAAGAGGCGAUUGCUACGCAAAAAUACCCCAGGGAACAACGGGAUGGCGUCUAGGUCGUCAGCUAGGGAGUACUUGAGUUUUGCAGGUAGAUGAUGUCGAAGAAAACGUUUGGUGAUCCGGGACUGAAGACUUUGGGCGUUCCGUCAUUCUCGUGUCUUGUCUGUUGGACUGCGACAGGCCUGGGAAUUUUGAUCACGCGCAAAGUUGCAGCAUAAGAAGACGGACUGCCCAAGGACUGAUGCCUGCUUGCCGAUAUUGUUCUCGUUGUUGCAAUUUGCGGACAAAUAGGUAAUACACAUCUAAUGAAGGCGACCAAUGCAAUACCACAUGUCUUUACUGAGGCACGUUCUUGUCAUAUUUCUUGGGAUCUCUCUGCGAGUACAAAUUGUGGCAUCUUUUUCCCUCAAAUCGGACUGGAGGGC
Messenger RNA from Exophiala mesophila, 1955 nucleotides. RefSeq lists its product as uncharacterized. Gene Ontology annotation, biological process: endocytosis; eisosome assembly; negative regulation of protein kinase activity. Gene Ontology annotation, cellular component: plasma membrane; eisosome filament. The transcript has 4 exons. The record is from RefSeq and is a predicted model, not a curated record. Lineage: Eukaryota; Fungi; Ascomycota; Eurotiomycetes; Chaetothyriales; Herpotrichiellaceae. Gene Ontology annotation, molecular function: lipid binding. The coding region runs from base 412 to 1446 and encodes 344 amino acids.